CCGUCCAAAACUCCUCAAGGUUGAUUCAGAUAAAAAGCCUUCAUGUAGUUCACCAUUAUCACCACCAGAGCCUGCAAAAUGACAGCUCUCCAAUCGCAGGGUUUCUGUCGAAAACAUGAGGAAAAGCUCAUACAAUGAGGGUCUGUAUCAGCCUGCGGUAAACCAGCCUCUCCGGACCAACUCCGUACGCGCUCGGACUGCUGACAAUCCACUGCGCGAAAAACCCUCCGCAAAUCCACUUUUAUCCAGCUUGUUUUGGGAAUCACCACAAGGAGCCUAUUUAAAAUGCCAACAAUGGGAAGUGCGUCCACAAAGCUUGAACUCUCUGGAACUUUACGGAUUUCUAUCCCCCAAGUGAAUGGAUUAUAAUUGCGUGCAUUAUUCGUCAGCCGACAGGAGCGCUUGGUUUUUAGCCAUAAGUGCGUUUUUGGAUAUGAUCGACUGAUAGCCGCGUGCAUUAACGUGAUUGCGUUGAUUCCUCGCUGCAGGACUGUGUUAAGCCGUCAUUCGCACUCUGUGGGAUUUGUUACACCUUGCAUGGAGUUGAAUGAGCGCACGCUGCGAUUUUGGCGAUCUGGCAAGCUGGUUAACGAAGUGGGUAACUGAAGGUCAUGGGAGAAGCAGCUCCGACCCAGGCCACCCCUAGUGGUUUUGCACCCAUGUUGGGCGUCGGGAUGGGAGGAUCAAUCACACCGAUGGCCACUUCAAGAGGAUCAGCCGUUCCUCAGCUCCACAGCGCCAUCGUGGAGCGCCUGCGUGCCCGGAUAGAGCUGUGCCGGCGCCACCACUCCACCUGCGAAAACCGCUACGAGCGCGGCCUGGCUGAAAACUCAGACCGGGAACACGAGAGCACACUCCAGCUCCUAAACAUCGUCCAUCAGGGACCGGGAACCAGGAAGACCAAGGGCAGCAGAUCGGCCUCUCAGCAUCCUUCUGAAUUCAUCAGAGGGAACGGAGAACAUAAAGGCCACGGAGCGUCAGACGCAGAAUCCAAAAUCUCCUCGCAGAUAGCACAGGGACUGAGGAGAAAGAUUGAAGCGCAGUCUCCUGGAUAUACGCCCAAGCAGAAUGGCCUCUCCUGUGGUGCAUCAGGAUCCAACUUCAAGCGUCUCCGUAUGGAAUCAAGCUCCUUUCGUCCUGGAACUUGUGCUUUAGCUGCAGGUCAGACACAACGAUUGGUUGGAGAUUCCACCCAUGGUAACAUCCUUCAAAGAAAGGACACUUUCAUGACGUCUCAUGGAAUUGACGUAUUUAACAUAACUCUAAAGGACAUAAAGAAGGAACCAAUUGAAGUUCAGACUUGUGGCCAGGCAACCACAGAUCCUUCGAUGUUGGUAUUUGAUUUUAAAGAUGAAGUAAUCGGACAGAUUGACCCAGAUCUCCAGGACUUGUUUGAUGAGCUCACCAAGAGCGUGCCAUCGUUCAACGAGCUAGAGUUUGAGAAGAUGCUAAAGCAAGAUGAUGACUUUGGGCUCGAUCUAGGUCGACCAAGUUCUGCAGGAGCAGCCCCUCCUUGUGUUCAUCUGGAUAAGCCAAUCAAGACUGAGUACUCAUCAGAUUUAAGCCACACAACCGGAGGCUCUCAGCAACUUAGACCAGCCUCUGCUGGACCUUCCUUCUCCAUGGCCAACACUACUUUAUCCACCUCGCCCAUUACAUCAGGUCUCCAUGGACAAGUACCUUCUGGCGGUGCUUCUCGAGGUCAUCCAGCAUGGCCUGAGAUCUCACACGCAGAGCAACUCAAACAAAUGGCUGCUAACCAACUGCAGCCCAACUCCAUUCUUCACAACCACCAGCAGAGUCAAGUUAGAAACUGGUCUUCUACCUUAGGUGUGCACCAGACACUUGGCUCCUUCCCUCAGGAGACUCUUCCCGGCAAUGCUUCCCUUUCUCAGCAGAGGCUCAAUCCUCAGAAUACUGGUCAGCCCAAAGGCUUAACAAAUUGCUUUCUGAAGCCCAACGGGUUCAACCAGUCUCAUAACGUUGACGCAAAGAUUCUCAGCAAUAAGCCUCUACUGCAUUUCAGCCCUAAAGCACCACCUUCCACCACAGGCCAACAGAUGCCCGUAAUGACUGUCCCACCAAAUAAAACAACCAUGCAACAACAGCAGGCACCUUCAGCAGGUCAGGGUAGGCACUUUCAGAACUGCCAGCUGCCCAUGCAACCAUCUUCAUGUCUGCAAACUAAGCCUCCAAGUCAAAGGCCGCUGCUCAAUCAACAUGGAGCUGGAAUCAGUUUUAAAUUGACACAGCAGAGACAGGGGAUUUCUUCAGCACCGCGUUUACCGGUGAACGGCCGUCCUGUGGAUUUACCAAGUCAGGUUCAACAGCAGAGGCCUCCGCAGAAGAACCCGAACCAGGAGCAGAACCUGCAGAGACAACUGGGCCAGCCACAGCCUAACAUUGCUGAUAUGGAGAAACUGAACACGCAGGAUCAGUUCAGUCGUCAUCUAACACGACCUCCACCAGACUACAAACACCCUCGCAAUGGAGUUGGAGCUCCACAGACAAGCUUAUACUCAGGCAAUGUGUCAGACCAAAGUGACAUCCAAUCCUUGUCCUGCCAGCUGGCCAAUGCACCAGGUGCCAAGAUGGCUGCCUCAGGAGAGAGGAGGUUUCCUCUUGGACAAGAUCCUAAUUCAGGGCCCACGGGAGCUCAAGCUUGUGCGAACCAGCAGCCCGGUGGCCUGAGCCGAAUGGGUCUCCAGCCAAACAAGACUCAGUUUCAUGGGACAAACAGUCAGGGUGGCGCUUUUCAACUGGUGAGGACCAGCGUCAGUCAAGAUUCCCUGCUGGGGCAAAGACUGAGUGACAGCAGGAUGGACGCUGCUUUAAACUGGGCGACAAGUGCCAAACAGAGUGGAUUAGAUGUCAAACGUCUCCCCAAUGCAGUGGCACCCCAAAGUGACGUUCAUUUCGCUCCUAGGUCUAUUUGCCCUCCCAACCAGGUGGCACCUCAUUCAAGCCUUCUACCGCUAAACCCUGCUAACAGAAGCUCUGCUCCCAGAUCCAGCCAGCCUAGGAUACCCCCGUUACCCGGGGUGAACCAGUCGUCUGUCGAACAGCAGGGUUGUCCAUCCACAUUUGGAGGGAUGAACCAAAGCCCGGUGACGUACCAGAACAACCGGGCAGGACGUCUGACCUUUGACUUCCUACCAGAGGACGAUAACACGGUACCAGGGAUCAAUGCGGACUCUGAUUUCAUCGACUCUCUGCUUAAAUCAGGCUCAGGCAACGAUGACUGGAUGAAAGACAUCAACCUGGAGGAAAUUCUAGGAGGACAUUCAUAAAAAACUAAACAAGGGACCGUUGUUGGAACUUUGUUCUCUACUUGAAGCCGUGCAUUAAAGGAACACUCCACUUUUUUGGCUCAUUUUACAAGUCACCUAGAGUUAAACAGUUGAGUUUUAGAAUUUUUAAAACUAUUCAGACGAUUUUGGGUCUGGUGGGAGCACUUUUAGCUUAGUUUAGCAUAAAUCAUUAAACCGGAUCAGACCAUUAGCAUCUAACCCAAAAAAAUUUUUUUUAAAGAGUUUGGAUAGCUUAGCAUAAAUUAUUUAAUCACAUUGCACUGUUAGCAACUUAGCAUUCUUUUCCUAAAUUAAAAACAAGUUUCAAUAGCUUAGCAUAAGUCAUUGAAUCGGAUUAGGCCAUUAGCAUCUCACUCAAAAUAAAUUCAAAAAUGAGUUUUGA
Molecule: messenger RNA, 3693 nt
Organism: Danio rerio (zebrafish)
Lineage: Eukaryota; Metazoa; Chordata; Actinopteri; Cypriniformes; Danionidae
Source: RefSeq, a predicted model, not a curated record